UUCACAUUUGUACUCCCGCAUGUCUGAGCCUCGUGAUGAGGAAGGUUUUGACAGUUGUAUAACCUCAGUAAAUCAUAACACCAGGUAUUUGUCACCAGUCACACGGCAGUCGAUCACGGUACGGGAAGUUCGCCAAAUGCAUUCUUGAUUUCCAGAGUAUCAACAAAAGAUGUCGACGGUGCUAUUUUGACAUUAGGAAAGAGACUUAUCCAUCACCGAAAGUGUAUGUGUUUGGGGGCGACGUCCGUUGUUGCCUUCCUAGUGCUGAGUAGACUCCCCAAGGUUGACUCGCCAUCAUACAGGGCUCUACACACUUCGUCUGUACAUCCCCAUCGGGAACAGCAUCCACAACCAGCUGAUCCACAACCACAGUCCAAAGCCGAAAAACCUGCGAUGUCUAAACCAGAGUUGUCCAUGGCGCUGAAGCGGGCGAAGGAGGAGGCGUUGUGGGGGAUGUUCGUAGCUGACGCCAUUGCGAUGCCUGUUCACUGGUACUAUGAUCCACAGGACAUCAAGAGGGGAUACGGAGGAUGGCUGACAAAAUACGAAGCUCCAAACAAAAAGCAUCCCUCUAGUAUCAUGUCGUUGUCAAAUAUUGGGGGCAGUGGUCGAGGGGGUGACAAGGCCAGGGCUGUGAUAGGUGAUGUCAUCCUCCACGACAAGCUAAAGUACUGGUCGGGCAACAACCACUCUACACACUAUCACCAAGGUAUGAAGGCUGGAGACAGCACAUUGAACGCCCUGAUGGCUCUUGAGAUGAUGAAGACGUUUGAGAAGGUUGAUCACGAUAUCGUGAGGGAUGACCGAGACGUACGCAGUGAGGUGUUAGAGGCGUACGUCAAGUUCAUGACCACACCUGGGUCUCAUGGAGACACGUAUGCUGAGUCCUUCCACAGAUCUUUCUUCAAGGACUGGUCCUCAAUGCCAACUCCACCUCAGACAGCUGACGAUCUCAUUGAAUAUGCAGAACAAAGAUACAAACAGAAGACAAAGGGAUCAUCAGACCAUCAGCUGGUGGUGGUUGGUGCGUUGGUUCCUACAAUUCCCUGGGUGCUGAGGAGCGCCCACAGGACAGAGACGGAGUGUGCCAAGUCUGCGGUAGACUUCAUCAAGCUCACCCACCCCGAGACUGCCCUGGUGCCCUACGUAGACAUGUAUGCCCGUCUGCUGCAUGCAGUGCUCAAUGGACAUGAUCUGAAGGCUGAGGUGGUGAAGCUGCUUAGCCACUCGGAGCUGGGUGGGCCAUCCAAGAGGGAUAUGGUCCUGAGGAUGCUGGAACGGGCUCAUGGAUCUCCCGAAGGGUCCGAGGAGCGUCUCCGUGCAUACCAGUCUGCCGUGGGCAACCUGGGACUGGCCUGCUACAUAGAGGGCGCUAUCAGUUCUCUCCUCUACCUGGCUGUGGAGUUCAGUGAUGACUUCGAGGGCGGAGUUCUAGCUAACGCUAAUGUUGGAGGUGAGAACUGUCACAGAGGAGCUGCUCUGGGAGCCCUGCUGGGAGCUGCAGCAGCAACCCAGGGGAAGACAAUCCAACAGAAAUGGAAAGAUGGACUCGGGUCAGCUCGGGAAGGCAUCAAGACUGUUGUCUCACAAAUGAACAAAGUUUGAACAUAUUUUUCAUAAUGAGAUGUGCUUUCUCUUGUGCUGUGAUUGAAGAUCUGUUGGAGCUUGACAGGUGCUUGUGACAAGCUGACAGAUAGUUGGUGCUGUUAAUCAUUUUGUGGGGGAAUGUAGAAUGUUGGCCAUAAGGAGGGCACAAUAUGUGGAUUUUUAUCCAGAUCUUUGUAAGACAUGAGGUUCAAGGCAUUUCAUAUAUUUAUGUUUAGUUUCAACUUGAUCAUCCCUGUAAGUUAUGUCAAGAUGAAACUCUUGACACUGCUAACAUCAUCCCCUCGGAACCAGUGAGCCACUGAAGAACUAAACUUCACAUGCUUGUUCCCAGCACAGAUUACGCACAAUUUGCUCAAAAGGUUUCAAUGUAAUUAUCAAUACGGCCAAAAUGGUAACUUUAUGGUUACAUCUAUUUAUGGCAAUUUUUGUGGCAAUUCUACUCAGACUGAUUUCAAUACUCGUAAAUUAUUUCAAAAUGCUGUUCUUUUGACACCUAUUAUCUAAUUGCCAGACUUAACAUGCAUGGCACCAUGUUAUGUUCAGGACGUUGAGUUUGACUAUC
Messenger RNA from Haliotis rubra (blacklip abalone), 2170 nucleotides. RefSeq lists its product as uncharacterized. The transcript has 9 exons. NCBI's taxonomy places the organism in Eukaryota, Metazoa, Mollusca, Gastropoda, Lepetellida, Haliotidae. The record is from RefSeq and is a predicted model, not a curated record. The coding region runs from base 226 to 1605 and encodes 459 amino acids.